AUGGUCGGUAAUGUUUUCCCCCCUAUAACCCCAACUCUACUCCCAAGUGAUGUUCUUCCGAAUUUAACCCCAACUCUACUCCCAAGAGAUGUUCUCCCGACUAUAACCCCAGUUAUAGUCCCAACGAGAAUAGUUCCUGAACUUCUUACAGAAGGCAACUAUGCAAAUUGGAGAACUUGUAUACAAUGGUAUUUGAUGGGUCAAGAUCUUUUGGAAGUUUGCAGGAUUAAAGACAUUCCUGAUAAAGAACGACAUCCAGAGGAAUUUUCAGUUUGGGAAAAGAAGAAUGCCAUGGCUUUACAUGCUAUUCAAAUUUCAUGCAGUCGAGAGAUGCUUUCUCAGAUUAGGGACAAAAUGCUUGCAAGUGAGGCGUGGGACUUUUUGAUGCAAAUUUCCUACCCAAUCAUCGACUUCGUCAUAGAAGAACAAGCUGAUGCCCCAGCUCCAGCAGGGAACCCUGACUUCUCUCAGUAUGAGAAGUUUGAGCAGGCAUUGGACCGUGGUAGCUGGAACGAUAUCGAAUCCUUCCUUAAUUCAAAUCCGGAUGCAAUGAGAGCAAGGAUUUCGCCAACAGGCCAGACCCCGCUUCAUGUCGCAGCUCUUGCUGGACAUGUAAAGGUUGUGGAGAAGUUGGUGGACAAACUGAAUCCAGAAGACUUAGAACAAGAAGAGGAUGUGCAAGGGUGCACGCCGCUUGCUUUAGCUGUAUCAGUUGGAAUAACUGAAAUAGCGCAGUCCAUGAUUAGAAAGAACAGGACAUUGGCCAACAUUUUAGAUGGAUAUAAAAUACUCCCAGUUGUGAUUGCUUGUAAUCGAGGCAAAAGAGAAAUGACACGUUUUCUCUACUCUCACACUGGACCAGAGGAGCUAGCUCCAGAAAAAGGCAAAAAUGGUGCAACACUUCUUAGUUAUUGUAUUGCUUCCAAAUUCUUAGGUAGGGGACAAUGA
Vitis riparia (riverbank grape) is the source of this 948-nucleotide messenger RNA. RefSeq lists its product as uncharacterized. The transcript has 2 exons. Gene Ontology annotation, molecular function: protein binding. NCBI's taxonomy places the organism in Eukaryota, Viridiplantae, Streptophyta, Magnoliopsida, Vitales, Vitaceae. Bases 1 to 948 code for a protein of 315 amino acids. The record is from RefSeq and is a predicted model, not a curated record.